GACGGUGAAUCUGAGGAGGGUGCUCAGGGAAAUGAAUGCAGAGACUCCGCGCCUGUAAAGGGAGAAGUCACAGCUCCAGAUGGCGGUUGGGGCUGGGUGGUGCUCCGCCACCAUCAUAGUCCUGGCUCUGACCCUGGCGUUCCCCUCCUGUGUGGGAAUCUUCUACACCGACCUGCAGAAUGAGUUCCACGCCUCCAACAGCGAGACCUCCUGGGUGCCGUCCAUCAUGACGUCAGUGCUUCACGCAGGAGGUCCCUUAUGUAGCGUGCUGGUGGAGAAACUUGGUUGCCGAGCGACGGUCAUGUUGGGCGGCGUCCUGAGUGGGCUGGAAAUGGCUGCCAGUUCAUUUACCCAGUCCAUCACACAGCUCUACAUCACGGCCGGGGUUAUCACAGGACUUGGUUUCUGCUUCAGCUUCCAGCCAGCGGUGACGAUCCUCGGGCACUACUUUGUGCGUCGCCGUGCGUUCGCCAACGCGAUGUCGUCUACGGGCACGCCGCUGGGACUGUGCUUUCUGCCUUUCCUGGGUGACUACCUCCACACAGAGCUGGGCUGGAGGGGAAGUUUCCUUGUUUUGGGGGCCGUCCUGCUGAACUGCUGCGUGUGCGGAGCAGUGAUGAGGCCCCUGCAGCCCCCCAAGCAUCGCGGCCAGCCGCUCUUGAACCACGGACCCCCUCCGCCCGAGGAGGAAACUGAGAGGACGGAGAAAGGGAGGAUGAGAAGGAUAUGGAGCUCUUUGGGGGCUUCUCUGAGCAAACACAUGGCCUUUGAUCAGCUCUGCCACAACACACGUUACUGUGUGUACGCCAUAGGCAUCACCUGGAUGAUGCUUGGGCUAGGGGUGCCUUUAAUUUACCUGGUUCCCUACGCCACAGCUAACGACAUGGAGCAGAGCCGGGCCGCGCUGCUGCUCGGCAUCCUGGGUAUGGUUAACAUCGUGGUGCGGCCGCCCUUCGGCAUCCUCUUCAGCAUGUCAUGGUUCAAAGGGCGUCACAUUUACGUAUUUUCCGCUGCUCUGCUGGUCAACGGGCUCAGUAACAGCAUCUGCUGCAUCGGUCCCAGCUUCCCCGUGCUGCUGGCUUAUGUGGCGGUCUACGGGCUGUCCAUGAGCGUGGUGGGCUCGCUGAUGUUCACUGUCCUCAUGGAGAUAGUGGAGAUGAGCCGCUUCCCCUCAGCUCUAGGUCUGCUCGCCAUCAUGGAGAGCGUCACGCUGCUCAUCGGACCUCCGCUGGCAGGAGUCCUGAUCGACAGAACAGGCCAGUACUUCCACGUCUUCUUUGCCUGCAGUGCCGUCGUUGCCUCCUCCGCUGUGUUCCUCAUGGUGUCAUUUUGCUGGCUGGAUAAAAGGGACAGCGAGUUAUCCAAGCAGGGUCCACCCCCUCGACAUGAACCAGCUGUUGACUUGGCUCCUGGCUGUCAGUACAUCAGCGUUCCCACAGAGGGAGACAAAGACAAGGCCUCGUCUAACGGGGCAUAGAACCGGUGCGUUUACAACCAGAGGAUAAAACCAAACCCUUUCACGAAGACAGAAGCAGAAGAUUUCAUGUUGUGAAACAUUGAAUGAGAGGAAUAUUUCGAAGACACUGAGGAGUUUUAUGACACUGUAACUGAGUUUACCUUCAGUCCCAAUCAAAGAUUGUACUGUAUGUGACAGAUGUAUCUUUUGAUAAAUGAACAUGGAGACUAUUUUAUGUCAUAUGUGACUGAAAGUUAAAUACACAUUUCAGGUAUGAGCUGCAGUAAAUAAAAGUGUAACCAGA
Molecule: messenger RNA, 1760 nt
Organism: Perca flavescens (yellow perch)
Lineage: Eukaryota; Metazoa; Chordata; Actinopteri; Perciformes; Percidae
Product: monocarboxylate transporter 6
Biological process (GO): transmembrane transport; monocarboxylic acid transport
Cellular component (GO): basolateral plasma membrane
Molecular function (GO): monocarboxylic acid transmembrane transporter activity
Source: RefSeq, a predicted model, not a curated record